AGUAUAGUACGGAUACCCCAAAAUACUGUUUAAGUAGUACUUUAAAGUAUUUUUACUUAAGUACUUUACACCACUAGUAGGCUGACCACUCCCUUUAAUCAGUGGAGGAAGUAAAAUACAAGACUGGUCUACCCUAAAUGUCCUUUUAUGAUUGAUUUCCUUAGUGAAAGCACUGUCUAUGUGCAUAACCCACACCUGGAUGGGAUGAAAGAUGACGUUCUCUACCACUUUAACCUGGGGACCUUCACACACAACCUAGCUGCCAUGUUUGGAGACGUCAAGGUAAGGUUACUGAUUGAUUCAUUAGGCUACUAGCUAGAUUGCAUCAGUAAAUGGACAUUCAUAACAUCCUAAUUCCUGCAUUCAGGAAAGCAGCCCUGUAUUUCUAUAGACUUUUUGUAUUCAACCCAGGACGUUAACAUUUACACCGUCUGCUCUUAUGUCCAUGUCUCAGUUUGUGUGUUGGGGGCAGUCCCUGGAGAAUGAAGUCCUUCAUAGAGUAUAUUGCUGGAGAGCUGAGUCUGGUGGACCCCAAGGCUGAGUACCCCAACAUCUGUGCAGGAACUGACCGCUACGCCAUGUACAAGAUUGGCCCCGUGCUCUCCGUCAGCCAUGGCAUGGGUAUCCCCUCCAUCGCCAUCAUGUUACACGAGCUCAUCAAGCUCCUCUACCAUGCUCGCUGCACUGAUGUUACCGUCGUACGCAUUGGGACCUCCGGUGGAUUAGGCCUUGAGCCUGGCACGGUUGUUGUCACCAAGCAGUCAGUAGACGCCACCUUCCUGCCCAGGUUGGAGCAGGUCAUCCUGGGGAAUACUGUGGUGCGCAGCACGGACCUGGACCAAGGGCUGGCUGAAGAGCUGCUGCAGUGCAGCAAGGACCUGGGUCAAUUUGAGACGGUGGUAGGAAACACCAUGUGCACCAUGGAUUUCUAUGAAGGUGUCAGUUGUUAUACGCUACUUCAGUAUUUUGCUUGUUGUCUGCGAUUCUGUCUUUUUCAAAUGUGUUUGCUGUGUUAGCAUGGUACCUGACCUGUUUUUGCUCCUGUCAACUCCAUUGCUGUCAUUGUAAAGCCAAACAUGUUAGGCAUGACAAUGAGUGAGUUGGCAUGACAAUGAGUGAGUUGGCAUGACAAUGAGUGAGUUGGCAUGACAAUGAGUGAGUUGGCAUGAUGGCACAAACAGACUGGCACUCAGGUUAUAUUGCUGUGCCCUACUAGUUACUGUGGGUAGCUAGCUGGUGUUUUGUGUGUCCAGGACAAGCGCGUCUGGAUGGGGCCUUCUGCUCCUACACAGAGAAGGAUAAACAGGACUACCUGACCAAGGCCUAUGAGUCUGGGGUUCGCAACAUCGAGAUGGACUCUUCCGUGUUUGCUGCCAUGUGUAAACUCAGCGGUCUAAAAGGUACACCGCUGGUGUAGUUGUAUCUAUCCA
Coregonus clupeaformis (lake whitefish) is the source of this 1430-nucleotide messenger RNA. Its product is annotated as uridine phosphorylase 1-like. Gene Ontology annotation, molecular function: uridine phosphorylase activity. Gene Ontology annotation, cellular component: cytosol. Lineage: Eukaryota; Metazoa; Chordata; Actinopteri; Salmoniformes; Salmonidae. The record is from RefSeq and is a predicted model, not a curated record. Gene Ontology annotation, biological process: uridine catabolic process. Bases 483 to 1016 code for a protein of 177 amino acids. The transcript is spliced from 3 exons.